AUGGCUUGGUCACAUGCCUCGGCGGACACCCUUUCCUCCUCUUCAUCUCCGUCAUCUCGCUCCUCAUCUCCCACCUCAACUCCGUCUUCCUCACCUCCCGCCUCUCCAACCCCCAUAUGGAGAAGGAAGUCGCCCGAUGGUUCCAACUGGAGGGCAUCAAAGACAAGUGGCAGCGCCGCUUGGACAUCUCCUUCGUGGCGACGGAGAGAGGACUCGCCAUCCCCGCCAGAAUCCGCGUCUCAAUCCUCGAGGGUACUUCUCCCGGCACUCGAGGACGUCAAGGUCGGACAGGUAUUUUACCUCCCCGACACCCACAACCAGGGCGGACAUUUUGGUCACCCAGUUGUGGUUAUCAGCAAGAACUUGGCCCAAGCGACCGUUACCUUUCGCCUCUGCACCUCGUUUACACAGAAGACCGGGUCAAAGGGUAUCUUGAUGACGAACAAGAGCCCUGCUUGCCGGAAGCAGCAUCUCCUCAUCGACAACUUCACCGAGGAGGUCGCUGCUCAUGAUGGCACCAGAAAACUGACGAUGGCUCCUGGAUCUGGCAAAUUCAGCAAGCCUACCUACGUCAACAUCGAAAACUCCCCAAUUACGAUGGGGUACGCUGCCCUCGAGCAGUGGAGGAGCAGCCAGCCGAUUCUCUUCGGGGAGGAGGCGGUUGCGAGGAUCAGCGCGUAGGCGCCGUGGGUGGGGCGGUGAGGGCGCGGGGUGGAUGUCAUCAAGUGGUGGUUGUUUGGUUCUUCC
Messenger RNA from Periconia digitata, 747 nucleotides. Lineage: Eukaryota; Fungi; Ascomycota; Dothideomycetes; Pleosporales; Periconiaceae. The record is from the annotation of a GenBank genome assembly.